GCGGCGUCAGUCAUGAAAUGUGAUUUUGGUUAGCUCGGUGGGUUAGCUACAUCAAAUGAUUCAUUACGGAAUAUUAGCUAGCUAGAUUAAUGUAACAUUUUAAGGUUUAGUUCUCCGUGUACAAUAUGGCCAGUUGGAAUCAAGUUGUUACAGUAACUUUAAAACGGAACCAUUUUGUUACUGCAGUUGAACACAGUGAUUGAAGCAUGCAGGUAUUAGGUUGUUGGGUGGCACUGAGCCAUCGUGCUCUGUCACGGUCGUGUGGGCGUGAGGGCAUGCCCCUUGCCCCAGCCUGCCACCUCGUAUCCUGCUGCAGGACCCUGUUCAGUGCGACUGGUGUCUGGGAGAGGGACUAUCGAGUAGAGACACGCCGCAAAGUGGAGCAGUGGUGGUACCCUCGUAUCAAGGAUCAGUGGCGUAGGGAUAUUCAGAAGGAGGAGAAUUCCCAGCGGAAGAAGUUCUAUGUGCUGUCCAUGUUCCCCUACCCAUCAGGCCGCCUGCACAUGGGCCAUGUACGUGUGUACACCAUCAGCGACGCCAUCGCCCACUUUCAAAGGAUGAGAGGGCACCAGGUGCUGAACCCUAUGGGUUGGGAUGCAUUCGGACUCCCCGCAGAGAAUGCAGCUAUUGAGCGAGAGCUAGACCCAGAGGAGUGGACCAAAAGUAAUAUCCAGCUUAUGAGGGAGCAGUUGGAAAGCUUGGGUCUCUGUUUUAACUGGGACAGGGAAAUCACAACCUGCUUACCGGACUACUAUCAGUGGACCCAGUACCUCUUUGUGAAACUGUUUGAGGCAGGCUUGGCCUAUCAGAAAGAGGCGCAGGUGAACUGGGAUCCAGUGGAUCAGACUGUUCUGGCCGAUGAGCAGGUGGAUGAGAGUGGUCGGUCAUGGAGGUCCGGGGCGGUGGUGGAGCAGAAGAUGCUGAAGCAGUGGUUCAUUAGAACCACCAACUAUGCCAAGCCUCUCCUGGACUCUCUGGCCGAACUCCCUGAAUGGUAUGGAGUCAAAGCUAUGCAGGCCAACUGGAUCGGGGACUGCACCGGCUGCUACUUUGACUUCCUGUUAAAGGUGAACGGCCAGGAGACGGGAGAGACUUUGGCGGCCUACACAGCGGCCCCUGAGGCCGUGUACGGAGCUGCCUACCUCGCCAUCCUCCCCUCCCACCGUCUUCUGCGCGGCUCCAGCCCCAUCCGACCCCUUCUGGAGAAAGCUGUCCAGCCUGGGACAGACUGCCUGACCACUGUCACUGCUCUCAACAUCUUCACCGGCCAGGAAGUCCCUGUGGUUGUCUCUGCCUGUACCGAGUUCCAGGGUCAUCUGGACACUGUAAUCGGUAUCCCUGACAACAGUGCGGAGGAAGCGUCAGUGGCGAUGGCCUUGGGUCUGAGCUGGGACACAGUCCUGGAGAGCCGACCAGAUGGGACACAGACACUGCUGAACUCUGGGGAGUUCUCCGGCCUAAGCAGACAGGAAGCCUUUGACUGCAUUACCCAGAAGGCCAGAGAGAGGAAAGUAGGUGGUCAUUUGACCAGUUCAAAGCUACGUGACUGGCUCAUUUCUAGGCAGCGCUACUGGGGCACACCCAUCCCCAUCGUGCACUGUGCCUCCUGUGGCCCAGUGGCCGUGCCAGAACAGGACCUCCCCGUCAUUCUGCCAAAGCUGCCGUCCCUCACAGGGAAGGGAAAGUCUCCUCUGGAGGCUGCGACCGACUGGAUCCACUGCUCCUGUCCCAGAUGCAAGGGCCCGGCGCGGAGAGAAACAGACACCAUGGACACGUUCGUGGACUCAGCCUGGUACUAUUUCAGAUACACGGAUCCACACAACACACUCAGGCCCUUUGACCGUGCUCAGGCUGAUUUCUGGAUGCCUGUGGAUGUGUACAUUGGCGGGAAGGAACAUGCAGUCAUGCACCUGUACUAUGCUCGCUUCCUCAGCCACUUCUGUCAUGACCAGAACCUGGUUUCACACAGGGAGCCGUUCCGGAAGCUGUUGGUCCAGGGUCUGAUUAAGGGUCAGACCUUUAGAGUGGCUGAGAGCGGUCAGUAUCUGAGGCGAGAGGAUAUUGAUUUUUCAGGGGAGGAGCCAGUGCAGGCAGGCAGUGGGAAGAAGCUGCAGGUGACCUGGGAAAAGAUGAGCAAAUCCAAACACAAUGGGCUGGAUCCGCAGGAGGUGGUACAGCAGUACGGCAUUGACACUGUGCGCCUCUACAUCUUGUAUGCUGCACCCCCUGAACAGUCCAUCCUGUGGGACAUUAAGACGGAUGCACUCCCUGGCGUGCUGCGAUGGCAGUCUCGCUUGUGGGGCCUGGUGAGUAAGCUUAGGACGGCACGGCAGACGGGCCCCUCCCCCAACCCCACCCUGCUCAGCAAGAAGGAGCGGGCAGCAGCCAGGAAGAUCUGGGAGUACAAGAACUACACAGUUGCUGAGGUGACGGAGCACUUCACGGAGGAUUUCCUGCUGAACGCAGCCAUCUCCCGGCUCAUGGGCCUGACCAACGCCCUCUCUAAUGCCUCCUCCCGAUUGGUGGAGCACAGCGUGGAGUUUGAGGAGGCUCUGUCUGUCCUGUGUGUGAUGACUGCACCUCUAGCUCCACACCUGGCCUCCGAGCUCUGGGCAGGUGUGUCCCAGGUGAGGAACAGUCUUUGCCCUAGUCGGGAGGGGAACGUCCUGCAGCAACCCUGGCCCAGUGUGGACCCAGAGUACCUACAGGCCCCUGACACUGUAGAGGUCACUGUGCGGAUCAAUAAUAAGGUGUGUGGGACGGUCACUGUUCCCCGGGAGGUUGCCCAGGACACAGAGGGGGUGAAGGAACUGGUCCUGCAGAGCCCGCUCGGCCUGCAGCUCCUUGGUCAGUGCACCAUCAGGAAGGCCAUCCUGUCACCAAGGACUGCCCUUAUUAACUUCUUGGUGGAGGACUGAAUUGGCUCAACUGCUGAUCAUUGGUUGAGCCGACUGUCCAUUAUGAAGAACACUGACUACAGGAACAGUGCCCAGGAACCUGGAUUAUUGCAUCACGUCCUGUCAUUGGCUGUCAUGUGGAUUCAUGGAAAAUCAUGUUUUUUUUGUUGUUUUUUUUAAUGCUUUUACAGCUGUGCCUCAUAAUAUUGCCUCCCAGGUCUCUAGGCUAGUCAGAUCGAGGUACAAGGGGCUGGCUAAACAAAAAAAGACUUGAAAAGACUUGAAAAUGUAAAAAUGAAUUCAGACAGGUGACUGUAAGGCCUAGUCAAUGAAGCAUAAAAUUCCAAAGAAAAAGCAACUGGCAAGCUAGGAACCUACGGAGAAUUUACCGUGGUAAGAUUUGCACAGCAACCUUCUUAUCUACGGAUUUGAGAAGGGGCGAGAAUACAUGCACUGAAAGAAAUGGUGUGCUCUGCCAUCCAUCAGGGCUGAGACAGUGGGGUUAACGUUACGCCAGCGAUGGGCUCAACAGGAUGACAGUUUCUGGCCUCCCCUCAACCCUGUUCUGCAUUGCUGCUGUCUUCCUGCCAGGCUAUUUCUGUCUUUUCUGUUUUCCACUGCGGUGCAGAACUGCAUUUCUGAGGGCCUUGUUCCUUGUUCCUCAGUGAGGCCCCUGACAACUUCCCACCCACCCACAGUCACACACCCUUUCACUCUUUGCCCUGCUAGCUGAGAGUUGCAGAAUACUUUGCUGUUUGUUGGAUUUUAGGGCAGAAUCAAAUUCUUUCUUCCUUAUGUAACUGAUUAAAACAGACUCACUUCACACCUUUAGCUUCAGCACAGCCAAGACUGCAGCAGCCCACUGCCUGAAUGAAUCAGACCGGCCUUAUUUGCAGCAGUCAUGCGGAGAACGUGGGGCUGCACUUGGACAUUGAGCUGUUGUGUAACAGGGUGGGGCCGAAUGGGGCCUGGUGGCUGGUGGCCUUCUAGAACGCCUUUGUGUUCUGCAUGAAUUCCAGACCUUGUCAGCAGUUCUUUUGGGACCUGGUCGAGGCCUGCACUAUAGGCCAGUUUGCCACUUUUCUUCUGCAGAGCUACAGCCAGACUGGCUUUGUUCGUAUUAGUUCAUCUUUAUCUGCUGCUAGUUGACUCAUGUCAGUUCAGUAAGGUCACUGGUGCUGGUACAUUUACGUAUUUGCUGGGAUUGAACUCUCAAACCACAUAAUUGUGUAUACUAGUGUCAUUACUAAAAAGUUUUAUAAGAAGGAGGGGAAAAGGAUUUACCUCACAUUUUGAAAUCCAACAAAUGAAGUCCAGGCACUUCUGAAGUUGUAUGAGUCCAAAGACAUGGAUUCCUUUAGUGUGGGGUUGUGCUACAGCUGCGGUUGUGGGCGAGGCCGUGGAAAAACCGUUCUGCUGUAACAGGUCAGCUGCCUCUUCAGCCACCUAAUGCCAGCCUGGUCCUAGUGUUGCAGGUUAAAGUGAGUGUGCUGCUCUUCUGUUGAGAUCCACAGCCAAUAAUUCAGAAGUGAUUGAGUUGCAAAGAUCAAGAAUAUAAAUGAAAUACCAUGUCUGCCUGUAAUGUCUGCCAUCACCAACACAGCUGUCAAGUGCGAGAAUCAUUCAUUUGAACGUUUUGCAAGUAAAAAAUUCUGGUAAAAAGCCUGUGAUUUUUGUUGGUCUUUGUGUGUCUUUUCAUGCUCACCCAGGAGUACACAUUGAGCCCUGGGGCCUGCUUUGUAUACAGUGUAAUACUGUUCACCCCAUACUAACAAGUUCACAUUAUGUAUGUAAACAAUUCUCUUUGAAUCGACUUUUUCAGGCUUAAUAGUGUUAUGUGUUACAUAAGAGGGUGAGUGUCAGAGGAAAAGCUGACAAAAUAAACUAGAAUGUACCACUUACAUCAGUAUUCAGGUCAGUAAGUCAGUAUUUGGUGGAAUCACCUGUCAGGAGAUACAAGCAUGAGUGUUUUUAGCCUGGUUUCUGAUUAAUGUUCUUCCUUUUAAACUACUUUGUGACUUUGGUUGUUGGUUUAAGUGAUUUUCCUACUGAUGGGUCAGUUUUGCUCUUUGGAUUUACAUGUGUGGCUGACUCAAACACUGUUACCAAAUAUACUUUGGUACCAUAUGGAAUUGCUAAUCAGAAAAUACACUUCUGUGUGUUUGUGUGAUCAGUUAUGAGAAUGUACAUGUAUUGCUCCUGGAUUUUUAAGAGGAGGUAUGCAUGUGUUGCAAGUACCUGUGUGUAUUUGUUACAUUUGUCUGUAUGCGUUGUCUGUGAUGGCCUCUGGUGGAGACCUUGAAAAUAAUUUCUGAGGUAUGAAUACCUGCAUUGAUGGGCUGGCUCCCUAGGAAUGGAUAUACAAUCUUAAUGACUAUCUCACAUGCUGUGACUCACAUAUCUGGUCUGUGAAAUGUAUCCCCACACAGUGCUUAUUGUGGCUUCAGACUGCUGGGCUCUAUGAGUCAUGGAGUUAACUUUCUGGGUGAUUUUAAUAGACGAAGGAUAAUAGAAAAUAUCUGUAAUGUUUCAGCACCUAUGUGGCUUGCAGUUGGCUCAUACUCAGAAGGGGAACUGUUUGUUUGAUGUGGAAAUUUUACCACCAUCAUUGAAAACACAAGGAGUGCAGGACAGAUGUUACACCACCUACAAUGAGUAUGAGAAUGCACUCAAGUACAAACAGUUUAUUUUACAUAAACUGUUUGUACUUGUGUAAAAGGCCUGAAAAGGCCUGUUCAUGAAAGUAUGAUCUUUUUUUUUUAACCUUUCCUAGGGACAAAACUGAAAUACCAAACAAUACAUGGUUUAGGAUUUGCUCUUUUAAAAUGAGUCUUAACUGUACUUAGACUGUUCAGUUCAUUCGCAACUGUAUUGCCUAUCUCUAUUGUUUUCUAACUCUAAAAUUAUGUAUAACAAAGUAAUAAUAAUAAUAAUAAUAAUAUCUUUCCAGGAAAGAAAAACAGAAACAUGAUGUGUUUCAUUCCCAAGAUUUUUUCAGCUGAACCUUUGACUGACAGUAUUUAAUCAAGUGAACAAUAAUAUGUGAGAGUACAAGCACAGGGUAGGAUCAUUUUGCACAAAGACAUAUAGAAGCCAGGAAUUUGGAGAACAGAGCCAAGGCAACAAGGGUUCCCAUCUCACUGUAGAUAGCAUCCCAGCUUGCUUUGCACUAGUUGGUCACAGUCAUGACUCUGAAUGUGUUUUUAAUUGAAUGGCUAAUGGGUGGCAGCAGAGGGCAUUGGGCCCUCUCUGACAAUGUGACAACUCUAAUCUCCAGUACCUCGCUCUGAGAGUACUGGGCAGGUGAGGCUUGAGAGGUUUGAUAACGGAGUUAUAUUAACCAUUGGGAAUGUGUUUGGCAUCUAGUGCUGAAAUGAGAUGCAGUUGCAAGCACUACGAGUAGGACUUCUCUGUUUAGUAUAUACCCUUGUGGGUGGGGGGGUUCAUUUUCAGUGAACAGUUGUAUUAGGUCAUCCUGUUGUAUUUUGCACAGGAGCUAUGAGAAAACAAAAUGGCUGAGAUGCUCCCAUAAACCAAGGUUUGCAUUGAUAGAGUGUGAGUCCUGCCAAUGGCGCCGCCAGGGAGUUGCCUCGAGGAUGUGCUUCUCGCGUAGAUGAGCGUUUGCUGUUGCAGGUUUGCUUGACGGGCCUUCACGCCUCACCGAAAAUCAAUAAUCUCAUUAGUCUGGAAUUUGUUGACAAUUUACUUGUUCUGUUUCUCUCUGCUUGUCAGCAAUUGGCAUAAUUUGUUCCACACCCUUGACACAUGUCACAUCACAUCACAGAAUAACCCGCACAGGAAAAUCUUUGUUACGCGUGACUGAUUUAGGUACAACUAUAUUUUUUGUUUAUAUACUGUGUAAAAUAACAAAUGAUACAAUGCGGGCGUUGUGCUCUGUGCUUUGGUCAACAACAUGAAAAUGUUGGCAGAGUAAAUUUUAGAGUAUCACUGAUUACCGUUACCCAUUCCUUUUGCGUACAGUAUUCUGAUACUGGCCUAAGUCACUGGUCUGACAGUUCUGACAUGUUACUUCCGGUGCGCCGUAAAAUGGCUGCACUGACAAGAGCUCCGAGUCAACUCAGCAAACUUGCAUGGAUUUACUCUUAUUGCUGAGCUGACCUGUUUUCUUGUCCAACACAUUUCAUUGUACCGUUGACCCUGUGUUAACCUACAUAUGACUAAUAAAACUGAACUGAACUGAACUGAACUCAUGGAGACAGAAUUUUGAAACUUUCCUCCUGUACUCUCUCAUCUGAUAACAUAGCAGUAAUCACUAGCUCUGUUCCUGGUUGCAAUGGUGCAAUUUCUCUCCCACCUCCUCUAUUGUGUUGGGCUUGUGAUGGGUCGAAUUUGUGGUGGUGUACUUUAUGCCAAUAGAUUUUAUUAUGCUAUGGUUUAUGAAAAUAGUUUGUGUGGGCAUACUUUUUUGUGGUGGUGUACUUCUUGUGGGAUUUUAUGGUAAUAGAUUUUAUGGUUCAUACAAAUUGUUUGCAGUGGGUAACACUUCAUCUGGGUAGUUUAUGGUGGUGUACUUUAUGUGGGUAGUUUAUGGCACUGUAGUUUACAGUAUGAGGGUAGUUUGUGGUGGUGUACUUUAUGUGGGUAGUUUAUGGCACUGUAGUUUACAGUAUGUGGGUAGUUUGUGGCGCUGUAGUUUAUGUGGGUAGUUUGUGGUGGUGAACUUCAUCUGGGUAAUUUGUUGUAGUGUACUUUUUGUGGGUAGUUUGUGAUGGCGUUCUUCAUGUGAGUAGAUUGUGGUGGUGAACUUCAUGUGGGUAGAGUUUGUGGUGGUGUACUUAAUGUGGGUAGUAUUUGUGGUGAUCUUCUUCAUGUUGGUACAUACACCAUUCACUCAGCUAGUGAGUGAAUGGUGUAUGUACCCACAUGAAAUAGUUCAGCUAGUCUCCAUUACGCACUUGCUGAUGCACUUAGACCUUGUGAUUUGUAGUUUUGCUGCACACUGUUGAUGCUUCUGCAUCUGAUCCCUCAGUGAAAACCAUUCCUCUUGGCUGAGAGCACAUCUACCCUCCUGGCUGACCAUCAGUCCAAAGAGGACCUGGACUGUCACUGGAGAGGACUAGUUCUGCAUAUGCUGUUGAAUCUGAAUACAUAUGGUGACCAUUAGGGAAGGGUAAGCACUCAGGUUCCAAUUUCAUGGAGGUCAAAUUAAGGGAAGCAGUGAGGUAUGAAGCCAAAGCAUCUAAUAUUCCUGUCUUGGUUCUGUAAGCUCUACAGAACAGCUGUGCCAUUUACCAAGCCCGGCUAAAUGACAGAACAGUCCACCAGAGAAUAAUAAUGAAUUACAGAUUGAAUAAGGGCACUGAGAAUAUGCAACAGGACAGAAAACAAAUGCCUUGUCUCGUGUGUUUUACAGUAUCUGAGCUAAAGUGGAUAACUUCAGUUUUUAUAUAUAUAUUUUUGACAAAUAUUACCCCCUCCCCCUCACUGUUUAACAGUUCUAGCUUCUGACAAGUCAAUACUGUGUAGGAAAGACAUCAUCAGCUGCCAGUCACUUGUGUUUUUGAUCGCCAACUGUUUCCAUGACAAUCAGAAUUAUGGUAAUUCCCUGCAAGUCUGUGCUGUUUUGGCACACUAACCUAAUGCCUGUGGUAUCUCAUAUUGACAUGGUAUUUUAUGGAGCAUGUUCAAAGGUCCACUGCUUCCUGAUAGAAAAGGAGCAUGGUCGGUAAACAGGAUCCCUGGGUACGUUGUACUGUCACUCUCCAUUUCACAAUUGCUCUGUUACUGAAACAGCUGUCAUUACACAGGACAGAGUUGCGCAAUUUGAUUGUCACAGGUUUCCUCGUCGACUGGAUUACACAUUUGGGUUGUAUUGUUCCUCAGUAACUAGCGUACACUUAAAGAAAGUCACCUUGACCAAAAUACCUCCUUUGUAGAACCCAGUUACAGCACACAACAUUCUCAUAACAUUUCUCUGUGGUUGUACUGUAUCAAUUCAGUGUGUAUGAGAUGGUUUGCUAGUUUGAAUAGUAAACAAACACCAAUGUUUUCAUGUUGAUGUUUUACUUCACAUAAGAUCUGGUCAUAAUGUUGUGAAUGGCAAUGCCAAUAAAUAUGCCCUGGUGUGUAUCAGGACCCCACUCCCCAAUCUACUAGGACACAAUAAAGCCAGAGGCUUGGCCUCCAAACAG
Molecule: messenger RNA, 9049 nt
Organism: Anguilla anguilla (European eel)
Lineage: Eukaryota; Metazoa; Chordata; Actinopteri; Anguilliformes; Anguillidae
Gene: lars2
Product: leucyl-tRNA synthetase 2, mitochondrial
Exons: 21
Coding region: 207-2918 (903 amino acids)
Biological process (GO): leucyl-tRNA aminoacylation; mitochondrial translation
Cellular component (GO): mitochondrion
Molecular function (GO): leucine-tRNA ligase activity; aminoacyl-tRNA deacylase activity; ATP binding
Source: RefSeq, a predicted model, not a curated record